AUUAACCUAGCCGCUAUGGCGUCAUCACAACAUCCGCUUGUGAGUCACUGUCCGCACCGUGACCGGUUCACGUCGAGCUGUGUCCUCGCCGCGCGCUCAGAGAUGUCCCGGUUACCGCCCGCGGCUCUGUCUUUAAAACAGUUUCUACAGAGGCAGAGGAUUCUGGGGAUUUACAGGAGCAUGCUGAAGACCAUACAACAGGUACCAGACGAGGCCGACAGGAAGUACCUCAGAGACUGGGCCAGAGCCGAGUUCAAGAGGAACAAGAAUGCCACAGACCAGGAUGCCAUCCGUAUGAUGGUCACACAAGCGAACAACCAUCUGACAGAUCUGCAGAGGUCUCUGGCCUUGUCCGGGAGUUAAGCACUGAGCUGAUGUGGACUAUGGACUGAUGUGGACCGGCUCUCAGUGAAGUCCAUCCUGGGACUGAUGGAGACUCUGUAAGCAUGGACAGGAAACCUGUGAUCAGGUGGUGUCGCUGUAAGGCUGGACUGACGGAGUCGACCUGAAGGCAUCGUUCUGCUGCCGCUCACCGUCCAUUGACGAGGAUCUUUGUUUCAUGACCACAGAGGCAUUACCCCUCCAGGCUACCUGUCACACUGUGUACGUGUGUAUGUGUGUGUGCAUAUUAAAGAGGAAGGCGUGAA
Larimichthys crocea (large yellow croaker) is the source of this 647-nucleotide messenger RNA. RefSeq names its product LYR motif containing 2 (gene lyrm2). Lineage: Eukaryota; Metazoa; Chordata; Actinopteri; Sciaenidae. The record is from RefSeq and is a predicted model, not a curated record. The transcript is spliced from 3 exons. Gene Ontology annotation, cellular component: mitochondrion. The coding region runs from base 16 to 363 and encodes 115 amino acids.